ACAUAUCUCAAUCCAGCACUGAUCCAGACGCCAUUGUAUGCCGUAUGGCUAAAGAUUGGAAAAUAAAUAAUAUACCGGUUAUAAUAUUAACCGGUCUUUGUGCUUUUAUUUUAUCAAUAAACUAUAAUUUUACGUAAAUAUUAAUUGACAAUUAAGUUAGUUAAGUUGAAUAAUGAUGAUGGCUACAUUGACACAAUCUCCAUCACAAGAAUCAGAAUACUUUGGAGCUGAUAUUAUGAGUGAAAUAUCAAAUAAUGUUCCUGGAUGGAAUGAUUUGAUUGAUACCGUUAUGCCACGUGAUGAUAAAGUUGGUAUUCAACAAUACAUGAGUACAGAACAAUACAUUGAUCAAAUGCCAAUGCCACCACCAUAUCAUGGCAAUAGCAAUAUACCAUUAACUUAUAUACCCAGCAGAGAUGAUUAUCCUGGUGAUAGAAAUUUUGAAGUUAUAUUGAGCAAUGAUGUCACUGGAGCAAAUUGCAUGUUUUCUGCUGCAUUGGGUAAAGUAUUUAUAAAUACUGAUCAAACUCUUCCAAUUCGUUUUAAAUGGAAAGCAACAUCAACUAGUGUUUAUUUACGUGGUAUGAUUGUAUAUUCAAAUGAUCAAUAUCGUGCUGAACCAAUAACACGUUGUUUAAAUCAUCAAAGUGAAGAUACUCGUUCAAAUAGAAAUAUUAAUCCAUCAAUGAUUGAUCAUGUUGUACGUUGUACAGAUCCACAAACAGUAUAUGCUGAGCUUAAUAAUCAUAAAUGUAUUAUUGUACCACUUGGUACACCACAACAUGGUUGUGAUUAUGUACAUCUUGCAUUUAAAUUUUAUUGUAAAAAUUCAUGUGUUGGUGGUAUGAAUCGUCGUUGUACUGGUGUUGUAUUUACACUUGAGGAUGAUGAUGGUAAUGUAUUGGGACGUAGAUUUUUACCAGUACGUGUUUGUUCAUGUCCAAAACGUGAUAAAGAAAAAGAAGAAGAAGGUGUAUAUAAAAAAACAAAUAAACAAUUAGUGCAAACAGCUAAAAAAAGAAAAAUUACACCUAAAAUACAAUGUUCAGCUGGUAAAAGACCCAUGUCAACAAUGACAACAACAAUGACACAUUUAAUACCAGCACAAAUUGAUAAUCGUGAAUUUAAUUUAACUGUUAGAGUUUUGGGAAGAGAUAAUGCAAUUGCAACAUUAAAAGCAGCACAUGGUGCAAUGUCAAGUUCAGCAACUACAACUGAACAAUUUGCACCAUUUAAGCCAUAUCUUAGAGAUAUAGAAAAACACAUUGAACAACUACAAUAAUUUAAAAAUAAUAUUAACCAGUUUUUUUUUUUUUAAUUUACUCUUGACAUUUAUUUUUAUCAAUAAGUAUAUAUUCAAAAAAUAUUAACGUCUACUUUGCUCGUCGUUUUUUUUUGUUUUCCUUCAUUCUUUUUUUUUUUUUUUUUUUCAUAUAUAUCUAAGGUAAAAGUAAAUGGCAAUUUAAUUUGUGAUUUAUCCCAACUGAUAAAUAAUCAGUUAAUUAGUUUUAACUUUUUUUUUACUUAAAAUUAAGAAACUUGUAAUUUUUAAAAAUGAAAAC
Messenger RNA from Aphidius gifuensis, 1562 nucleotides. RefSeq names its product cellular tumor antigen p53 (gene p53). Bases 173 to 1282 code for a protein of 369 amino acids. The record is from RefSeq and is a predicted model, not a curated record. Gene Ontology annotation, cellular component: nucleus. Gene Ontology annotation, molecular function: DNA-binding transcription factor activity, RNA polymerase II-specific; RNA polymerase II cis-regulatory region sequence-specific DNA binding. Lineage: Eukaryota; Metazoa; Arthropoda; Insecta; Hymenoptera; Braconidae. The transcript has 3 exons. Gene Ontology annotation, biological process: regulation of transcription by RNA polymerase II; apoptotic process.